Molecule: messenger RNA, 2039 nt
Organism: Halteromyces radiatus
Lineage: Eukaryota; Fungi; Mucoromycota; Mucoromycetes; Mucorales; Cunninghamellaceae
Product: integrator complex subunit 2
Exons: 10
Coding region: 10-1872 (620 amino acids)
Biological process (GO): snRNA 3'-end processing
Cellular component (GO): integrator complex
Source: RefSeq, a predicted model, not a curated record
CUCACAGCUAUGCAAGUAGCUACACAUAUAAAAUCUAUUCCUUCCAAUUCUUCUUCAACUAGCAGCAACACUACUACUACGCGCUCAUCACAUAGUAUUGAUUCACUUUAUCAACUUUUGAAAACUCGUGUCUUUUACAAAACGAAUUACACUUCAUGGUUGCUGGAAUGUAUGAUUAAUGUCACCUUGCCUUUACACUCCAAGUUUGGUCUUCUCAUCAAAGAAUUCGUCUAUUGUAUCUUUUUAACAAGCAACAAAGUGGAAAAAAUACCAGAAGAAUGGAUUCGACCUCACUUAGAUCAAGUUCAUCUCAUGACACCUAAACAUAUAUUACUGACGCUUUAUAUGCUCCAAUUCAACGAUGCUAUCAUUUCUUUUCGGACGGAUCCAAAAUUGAUCUCUCUACUCGGAGCCUCUGGUGUUGACAUUACAAAUCAGCAACACAUGCCUUAUACUUUAUUGGACGUUGUACAUACCAUUCCUUUACGCGCCAUGUUGAAUCAUGUCGAAACUACAAAAGGUUCCAAGGUCUAUCACUCUAUAUAUCCUGAUCUAGCCAAUUUGACUGCCAAUUUGUAUCCGGAACUUUUGGAUGUAGUGAGCUUCCUCCUUUAUGAUGGAAAAUUAAAUCUUGGACGACAAUUAAGAUCAAUUCGCUAUGAUCAAUUUAUAUCUCAAGAUGAAUUGAAACAAGCAUUAUCGGAAUACAAUUCGAAACCUGAUUAUGUAUUGAAUGUUCUCUCAAGACUACAAACAAUCUCUCUAGAGAACAUGGGACCUUGCUCUGAAACCGUUAUAUCUACGUUAAUAUCGCCAUGCCUGGAAAAGUACAUUGAUUCACGGAUAAUAGAUGCUUUUAUUUCAACUUGGGAAUACUACCACCUAUCAAUACCACAUCAAAUUUGGAUUUGUACAAUCAACAAUUUGAAUACUCAACGCAAAGACUACACUUUUGACGAUCUUGUCCAAAAUCCAUUUGUUAUCUUCCAAUCUGAUUCACGUAUUUUCAGAUCGAAAAAAUUAUUAUUACUAUGGCUACAUAUCCUAUCAUGUUUAAGAACUAGCUCCAAACAUAGAAUAUGGAAAAGGUUUCAUACAGGCAGUAUUAAAAGACCAUUCAAUAAUCGAAAUGUGAUGGCAUUGAUCAAUGCUCAAGAUUCAGCUAUGCUUCAAUUAUUAUUAGAUUUAUGUCAAGAAAGAGAAGAAGACAGAAAUGAUCCAGAAUCCUUAAUGAUGGCUAGGAAAUUGAUUUGCCGAUUUAUUCAUGGAGUGUUUGUUGAAGAUCGUGAUAGUUUACUUGCAAAAACUCUUCAUUUUCAAACAUAUCCUCCCAACUUGAUUCCUAUGAUGGUAGAACUGGUUCCUUCUCUAUACAUCGUCUUCAACUUUUUAUCCGAAUUAACAAGACAGCCUCAAAUCGAAAAACAAGUAUUUGGAAUCCUUUUAGGAUGUGAAUUAUGUGAAAAGUACCCAAUGGAAAGCUAUUUGGCUCUUGCAGAAAAAUGUUUACUACCUCGAUUGAUGAAAAUUGCUUAUCCUGUUCCAACAUCUGCCUUGGCCAUGUCGACGAAUCGAAAAUAUGACACUUCUACAACACAGCCUCAACAAUGUGUACCCUCAGAAUACCUUCUGCAGAUCAUCCCGUCAUUUGCUCAACUGGCCCGUGCGUUUCCUCAUUUUAGUCCUCAGAUCUUGCAUGCACUAAUGGAUAUUCAGCAAGGUCUACCAGGACAUAACUCGAUCAUCGGUCAAGAAGGUAGUCACAAGAUCAUUGUGCUAUUGCAACUUCACAAGGUACUGAAGGAUACAUGUGAAGCCGUACAGAAGGAAGCCGAUCAUAUGGACAAUGUCAACAAAUCUCUUCAAGUAUAGUAAUAUUAGUUUUAUAGUAGUUAGAUUAUCAUUAUAUUCUUGAUUUGUGUAUAGUUUAUUCAUCAAAUGUAUCAUAAUAAACAAAUAGUCAAAAAAAAAAAAUAAUAAAAAUAAAUAUGAGGUUGGGGUAUCCAUAUAGGCAAAAAAAAAAAGAAAAUAAAAAAUAA